UCAAUCCAAUGAUCCUCAAGUCAGUGAGUUCUUCCCCUCCACCCCUCAUUUACUUAUAUAUGCUCUUUUGUCCCUCUCUCUUUCUCUCUCUCUGUCCCUCCCUCUCUCUUUCCCAACAUAUUUGCCACACUAGCGGUAGUCUACUGCUUCAUCCCCUUAUUCCCUGCAAUCCACCAUUUCACCUAGCUUAUAGAACAAAAGAUAUCAACCAAGCUUCGUCCUCGUCCAUCACAGUCCAUCAUGGCCCGCACUUCUCGCCCACUCACGCCUGGAAUUUAUGUCCCAACCGUCGCCUUCUUUGGCCCUGACGAAGACCUAGAUAUUCCCACCGUCGAGCAGCACGCCGCCUACCUCGCUCAAUCCGGCGUCACCGGUCUUGUCGUGCAAGGCAGCAAUGGCGAAGCGGUUCAUCUCUCACGUGAAGAACGAAACGAGAUCACAGCGGCCACCCGUAGAGCGCUCGAUGCCAAUGGCGCCUCCUCCAAGCCCCUAAUCGUCGGCACCGGCGCCGCAUCCACCCGGGAAACUAUUCAACUGUGCAAGGACGCUGCGGCCGCUGGCGGUGACUACGUUCUUGUUCUUCCGCCCUCCUAUUACAAAUCACUCCUCACGACUGAGACCCUUCGCGAGCACUUCCGACUGGUGGCCGCGGCCUCGCCGAUCCCCGUUCUUAUCUACAACUUCCCCGGUGCCUCGUCGGGGCUCGACCUGACCUCGGACGACAUUCUUGCCCUAGCGGACCAUCCCAAUAUCGUCGGCGUCAAGCUCACUUGCGGUAACACGGGCAAGCUGGCUCGCAUCGCCGCGCAGGCUAAGCCAGGCUUUCUGACCUUUGGGGGCUCCGCCGACUUCACCCUUCAGACCCUCGUAGCCGGCGGCGACGGCAUCAUCGGCGGUGUCGCCAACCUGAUCCCCCGCGCCUGCGUUCGCGUCUUCGACCUGUACCGCGCCGGACAAGUUGAGGAGGCCCAGCAUCUCCAGGCCGUCGUCGCCCGUGCGGACUGGCAUGCUAUCCAGGGCGGAUUCGUGGCCGUCAAGAGCGCCCUGCAGACCUACCGCGGGUAUGGUGCCCUGCCCCGCCGGCCGUGUGUCGUGCCGAACGAAGACCAGGUGACGGCACUGAAAGAGUCGUUUGCCGAGAGUAUGGAACUGGAGAGGCAGUUGGAGAAACAUGCUUAGGCAAAGAGCAUGCUAGCUAGUCAAACAAAGGUUUUACUCCGUAGUAUGUUUCAUGAAUUCACGCAAAG
Molecule: messenger RNA, 1247 nt
Organism: Aspergillus saccharolyticus JOP 1030-1
Lineage: Eukaryota; Fungi; Ascomycota; Eurotiomycetes; Eurotiales; Aspergillaceae
Product: dihydrodipicolinate synthase family protein
Exons: 1
Coding region: 241-1179 (312 amino acids)
Molecular function (GO): 4-hydroxy-tetrahydrodipicolinate synthase activity
Source: RefSeq, a predicted model, not a curated record